Messenger RNA from Marchantia polymorpha subsp. ruderalis, 1071 nucleotides. The record is from the annotation of a GenBank genome assembly. NCBI's taxonomy places the organism in Eukaryota, Viridiplantae, Streptophyta, Marchantiopsida, Marchantiales, Marchantiaceae.
CUCGUGCACUUGAAUGAAUCUACAUCAUGAGCUAACGAUGGAGAUUGGGUCAAAAUACAAGAGGAACCAAAAGGAAGGGAAGGGAUAAUGCCGGGCAGUCGGAAGUAGGUUGGACGGCGGAUGCUGUAAUAAAGAAAAGCCCCGAGUCGGUCGGUGAGUUCGAAUCCCAGCACCGUAGGAUAGGCCCAUCGGUAAGAUUAUGCACGAGGAAAAUUCAAAUUCGAAAUGGGUUUCCUGUGCUGCGCUCUGCUUCGCUGGGCUACACCGACCCCUCGGACCCCUCGACCCUUCUGUCCUCGGACCCCUCGACUUGCAUUCUCGCAAGGUGCGGAAUAGUGAAGGAAGUGGUGCGAGUCGGAUGGUCGAUCGCUUCUUCAUCCGAACGUCGCCAUCGCUUUUGCAGCGUCCGCUGUUCACGAGUGGUGGCAGACGAGGACGGCCGGUUGCCUCGAAUUUCUCGCUUCCGGUGCACUGUGCAUGCUUUGCUGUGACGACCACUGUUGAAUUGAACAAAAUGUAUUCACUGCAGAUCGAGGACUGCUACGCAUGGCGAUGAAGAUUUGCCUUUCUCGCACGGUGCUGUGAUUCGGGAGCGCCCAGACGGCAAGACGGCUGGAGCGUCGAGAGUUGUCUUCGGAGGAUUCCGAGCGCGUGUACAGUGGGUGCUUUGACACCAUCUGCCGGACGACUUUGCAAGAUUCAAGUCAAGGAGAAAUAUCUGGUGCACAGCAGCAGCACGGGCACCCCAGCUAACCAAAUCGAGCACGACUAUUGCAUAAGGGAAUCUCGCUUACGAGACGGAUCAACAUUGUCCCCUAAACACCUCCACUUUUGGUUUCAUUUUCACGAAAGUCCUAAGAACUGUGCGGCCAAAAGGUUAUUGCAAUGAGUACGAUGACACCCAUCCUACGCCUACUUUGAGUGGCUCUACUUUGUCCAUGCAUGACUGAAUUCUGGUCCAUCUGCCCUUCUGUGUAACUUCAAUGGAUCACAAUUGGAAAAUGCAAUAAAAAAUAAAGUAUCAGCCUCUUCUGUUAUCUACUUGUCCUGGAUGUGAUAAAACAAAAGCCU